Molecule: messenger RNA, 5356 nt
Organism: Talpa occidentalis (Iberian mole)
Lineage: Eukaryota; Metazoa; Chordata; Mammalia; Eulipotyphla; Talpidae
Gene: ADD3
Product: adducin 3
Exons: 15
Coding region: 1279-3399 (706 amino acids)
Biological process (GO): barbed-end actin filament capping
Cellular component (GO): plasma membrane; postsynaptic density; cytoskeleton
Molecular function (GO): actin filament binding
Source: RefSeq, a predicted model, not a curated record
UCCCUCCACCUCCCUUUUAAAUAAUGUGAUACUGGAAUGAAAGUGAAUUCUGUUCAGUGAUGUUUAAAGUGUGUUGUUAAAGUCAGAACAUCUUUUUUUAAGAUUUAGUAUCAGCAACAGCCCACCUCCUAAACAUAAUCCUAAAACCUAGGUACAGAGUGGAGUCCAACUUCUAAGGGUGUGAGGCUUCCUGAAAGAGAUUUAUCCUGUUUGUCACGCCUAAGCCCACAAGUUCGAUUGUUAGCUGUUUAAUCUCGUCUAUCUCAAAGCAGUUGAUUAUCAGUACUGGGCAGCAUGCAUGUCAUCAGGGAAUAAGAAGCAUUUGUUUUGAGAGAAGAAAUCAGAUGAAAGCAUCGAAACUCAACUCUGGACAAACUGGGUUUAUGUUUAUAGCCUGUUGGGGAAGGAUAAUGUCAGAAUCUUAGCUUAACAGAGUUGCUAUAUGUAAAAUGCUUAGAAUAGAGUCUGGUACUCAGUAAGAGCUUUUUAUGUUUGUCAUCAUCACUAUAAAAUGGCAUAUUUUUGAAGGUGGUUAUAUCAUGCUAACCAGUUAGUGAAGACACAGCAAAAAUAUUUGUAAUAGCCAAUAUUUAUAUGUUCUAUCUCUGUGCCAGGUAGAGUUUUAUAUGAUUUAAUUUACUCAAUCUUCACAACAACCCAGUAACUAUCUAGAGACAAAGUUAAGUACUGAUAUUUUGCCCGAGGCCUACAGCUGCUAGGUAGCACCUACUCCUUCUUAACCCAGGGUCUGACUUUAGAGUGAGCCCAUAUCCCUUCUGGGCCAUGUUGCUGUUACACUUGUAAUGCCAGUGCAAUCACUGAAAGCCCUUCGUCGUGUCCCCUGGCUACCAAGUGUGCAUGUGUCUUAUUUAGCCACACUCUCUGGUGUUAAUACCAAUAGGUUGUAUUUAAAUCUGAAGGGUAGUGCUUAAUCUGCAUUUAAUAGAACCACCCUUUGACUUUGGGAGAGGCGUCCCUUUUGAUUCACACAUGUUUAGUUAAGAUGUUAGAAUUUGGGCUGAAUGUUAUCUUUUAGAAAAUUAUUGAAGUAACUGCAUUUUAACACUGUGUAAAUUUCAGGUAUACACCAUUUGUAAAAUUAUUAGAGACUUUUUAAAAAGUUCGUCUGAUAAUGCAGGGCUCCAGCUGGCCUAGUAGGCACUAACAUCCUUGGAGAGAUUACCAUUCUGUACUAAAUCCUUAGGCCUGACCAGUCAUCUUCUGAUUACCAACACCAUAUCAAUCUGAUAUAACAAGAGGUAUCAGCAGACUUGAAGCAUGAGUUCAGAUGCCAGCGAAGGCGUGAUCACUACGCCUCCUCCUCCAAGCAUGCCUCACAAGGAGAGGUACUUCGACCGCAUCAAUGAAAAUGACCCAGAAUAUAUUAGGGAGAGGAACAUGUCUCCUGAUCUACGCCAAGACUUCAAUAUGAUGGAGCAGAAGAAACGAGUCACACAGAUCUUACAAAGUCCUGCCUUUCGGGAAGACCUGGAAUGCCUUAUUCAAGAACAGAUGAAGAAAGGCCACAACCCAACUGGAUUACUAGCAUUACAACAGAUUGCAGAUUACAUCAUGGCCAAUUCUUUUUCAGGCUUUACUUCAUCUCCCCUCAGUCUUGGCAUGGUCACACCUAUCAAUGACCUUCCCGGGGCAGAUACAUCCACAUUUGUGAAGGGAGAAAAACUUACACGCUGUAAACUCGCCAGCCUGUACAGACUUGUGGACUUGUUUGGAUGGGCACACCUGGCAAAUGCAUAUAUCUCAGUAAGAAUAAGUAAGGAGCAAGAUCACAUUAUAAUAAUUCCUAGAGGCCUAUCUUUUUCUGAAGCCACAGCCUCCAAUUUGGUGAAAGUCAAUAUAAUAGGAGAAGUGGUUGAUCAGGGAAGUACUAAUUUGAAAAUUGACCAUACAGGAUUCAGUCCACAUGCUGCAAUCUAUUCGACUCGUCCUGAUGUUAAGUGUGUGAUACACCUCCAUACACUUGCCACAGCAGCUGUGUCCUCCAUGAAGUGCGGGAUCCUUCCAAUUUCUCAAGAGUCCCUGAUCCUGGGAGAUGUCGCCUAUUAUGACUACCAAGGGUUACUUGAUGAACAGGAGGAGAGAAUUCAAUUGCAAAAAGUUCUUGGACCCAGUUGUAAGGUGCUGGUACUCAGAAAUCAUGGUGUGGUUGCACUUGGAGAAACAAUUGAGGAGGCUUUUCAUUAUAUUUUUAAUGCGCAGAUGGCCUGUGAGAUUCAGGUGCAGGCAUUAGCAGGAGCAGGUGGAAUCGACAAUCUGCUUAUACUGGAUCUUCAGAAGUAUAAAGCUUACACGCACACUGUGGCAGCAUCUGGAGGAGGAGGCGUGAAUAUGGGUUCCCAUCACAAAUGGAAGGUUGGCGAGAUUGAGUUUGAAGGGCUAAUGAGGACUCUAGAUAAUUUGGGGUAUAGAACAGGCUAUGCUUAUAGGCACCCCCUCAUUCGAGAGAAGCCAAGGCACAAAAGUGAUGUGGAAAUCCCAGCAACUGUGACUGCUUUUUCAUUUGAAGAUGAUGCAGUGCCACUCUCUCCUCUCAAAUACAUGGCACAGAGACAGCAGCGAGAAAAAACAAGAUGGCUGAACUCACCAAAUACUUACAUGAAAGUGAAUGUGCCUGAGGAGUCUCGAAAUGGGGAAACCAGUCCCAGGACCAAAAUCACAUGGAUGAAAGCAGAGGACUCCUCUAAAGUUAGUAGUGGAACACCUAUCAAAAUUGAAGAUCCAAAUCAGUUUGUUCCUUUGAACACAAACCCAAAUGAGGUAUUAGAAAAGAGAAAUAAGAUUCGAGAACAAAACCGAUAUGACUUGAAAACAGCAGGACCACAAUCUCAGUUGCUUGCAGGAAUUGUUGUGGAUAAGCCUCCUUCUACCAUGCAAUUUGAAGACGACGAUCAUGCCCCUCCAGCUCCUCCCAAUCCUUUCAGUCAUCUCACAGAAGGAGAGCUUGAAGAGUAUAAGAGGAUGAUCGAACGUAAACAGCAAGGACUGGAAGAUGCUGAGCAGGAAUUAUUCUCAGAUGACGCUUCAUCUGUUUCACAAAUUCAGUCUCAAACUCAGUCACCGCAAAAUAUCCCUGAAAAAUUAGAAGACAACCAUGAGCUAUUUUCCAAGAGCUUCAUCUCCAUGGACGUGCCUGUCAUGGUAGUGAAUGGCAAGGAUGACAUGCAUGAGGUUGAAGAUGACCUUGCCAAACGAGUGAGUAGGUUAACUACAAGCACGACCAUAGAAAACAUCGAGAUUACCAUUAAGUCUCCAGAGAAAAUUGAAGAAGUCCUGUCACCUGAAGGCUCACCUUCAAAAUCACCAUCCAAGAAAAAGAAGAAGUUCCGCACGCCUUCUUUUCUGAAAAAAAACAAAAAAAAGGAGAAAGUUGAAGCCUAAUUAAAUCUUUUUAUAAUUAUUACUCUUACAAUGUGACGUUGCACAUUUAAAUACCACAUUUAAUUUGAUUAUUAAUAUGCAGUGGUAGAUCAGAUUGGGGGUAUGUAGCAAACUGGACUUUAAGAACUGGAAAGAGGUUUUACUAAAAGAAAAACAUUAUGAAAAAAACUUUCAAAUUCAUCUCUCAUUUUAUAUGUCCAAAAUGGCUUUGAAUUUUUAAACAAUUGCUAGUUUUAAUUAGCUCUGCCCUCAUGAAGUAUACUUAUACUUCACCACAGAUAUCUGUCUGAUUACUUCAGGCCUUUCCGUAGUAUCUGUCAGAAAGAAAUUACCAGUGAAAAGUGAGAGAAUUUUUAUUUCUCAGUACCUGCUUCACUUGGUAAUCAGAUUAUAAUUUUUUACCAUGAUUAUUGACUGUACCUUUUGGGUUCCCAUUGUUUCAAUGGGCAUUAACAGAAUGCUUUAAAAGCUUCUAAGAAUCUAUAGCAUUAGUAUACACUGGCACAUAACUUUUUUAAAAAUUUUAAGAAAAAAUUCAUUAGGAAUUUUGUUUCAUAGUAUAAAAUUUCCUCACCUGAAGUAAUAACUUUGUUUGCCAAAAAAAAAAAAAAAGGUCAUUUUAGUAAGCUAUAAUUUUUGAAAACUUCCUUUUUUAUUAUUUUAGAAAGCCCCUUAUUUUUCAACAAAGGGGAUUUUGUACACAUAACAUGGGUUAUUUAGUUUAACUCUGGCAAAAACGAUUUUUGUAUGUUGAGAUGUUUAUAUACCAUUCAGUAUAAAAAUGUCAUACGCAUAUUAGCCAAUCACUUAACAGUAGAGCAUAUUUGAAGCUGCUUGGUACUAAGUAUACUUAAAUAUAUUUCAAAAAUCCAGGGACUUGGUAUCAAAAGGGGAUUAAAGCAUUUAAAGAUGUAACUAGAUUCAUAUUUGAAUCUUACAUUCAUAUUUGAAUCUCUUAGUAUUGCUGAUAACUGAAGAAACUCUCAUAAGAUAACCAAAUGAAAAGGAAUGAGAGAAAAAGUAAAAAAAUGAAGGGAGCAAAAGAGGUGUCAUGAAAAGAAGAAUUCUAGUUUGAUAAUGACUCAUUCAUAAUAGGAUUUGAAGUGUAAUUAGAAACGUCCCAAAUUUCUAAAAUUCUGCUUCUGUCAAAAUCAUUGUAUUUCUUGCUUGAUUUUUAAACGGGGCAAAUCUCUUUAACUUAUGUAUCUUUAAAAGGCAGCACUAGAAGAAAUCAGUUGUUCUAAUCCCCCCAGUGAGAAAACUACCACUUCUAGAUCUUUACCGAUCUUUCCCUGUCUUUCAGUUAACUUUCUUUCUAAUGUAAAUACAAAUUGAAACCUAGGCUUAAUAUAGUUUAUUCCCCCUUCAUCCAAGUGAUGUCACAAAUCAAUGUAAAAUCAAUGAUCCAAAAUGGUCAGUGGGUAAAAAUAAUCCAAAGUGUUUCUAGAGGGUGAGAUGGCAUGUAAAAAAUUACAUCGAUUACAGUGUAUUCUGAAGCUGGUUCUGUUUAACUGUAUGUGUAUGAUGAUGCAAAGUUGAAAUAGAGCCUGGGAAUUUCAUUCUAGAUCUCACUAACUACUGGAAUCAGUGUUUUUGAUCUUUUGGUGGAAACUUUCAGUUGCCUAAUUCUGUAUUUGAGGAUUUUUUUGUGUGUGUGUUCUACAUCAUUUAUGUUGUAUUACAACGUAUGUGGAAACAGUAACCUGUGAACUAUGCUUUUCCAUAAUUUUUUAAAAAUAUAUAUAUAUCUUAAAUGAAUGCAAUGUGCAUAAAUAUUUUUUAAACGCAACAGUGAACUAUUUGCACCUUUUGCUAAUGCCUCUCUUUACUUGCUUUGGCAUAAAGAAUGAGCCAAUGAACCUCUGUGUCCUGUGGAAAAUGUAUAAAUGUUAUCUGAUGUUGCUCAUAGAUGUAAUGCAAAUUAAUGUUAAAUCACAAAUAAACAGUAUUUUAAAUA